Eimeria mitis is the source of this 438-nucleotide messenger RNA. RefSeq lists its product as uncharacterized. The record is from RefSeq and is a predicted model, not a curated record. The transcript has 2 exons. Lineage: Eukaryota; Apicomplexa; Conoidasida; Eucoccidiorida; Eimeriidae. The coding region runs from base 1 to 438 and encodes 145 amino acids.
AUGAUGUAUUUUCCUUUUCUUUUUUCCACUUUAUUUUCCUUUUUCUUCUUCUGCUGCACCAGAAAUGCCUCUGCUGCUCUCAACCUGCCGCAAGAACCCGCGGUAACACCGACACUUGAGCUCAGCGCAGAGGUGACGGUGCUGAGUGAUGCAGCAGCAAAAGAACAGCAGCAGCAGCAGCAGGAGCAGCAGCAGCAGCAGCAGCAGCAGGAGGAGGAACAGCAGCAGGAAGAACAGAAACAGGAGGAAGUGCAGCAGCAGCAGCAGCAGCAGCAGCAGCAAGCUGAGCAGCAAGAAACUUACGUUCAUAGAGAUGCAGAACAGCAGCAGCAGCAGCUGCUGCUGCUGCAGCAACAGGAGGAGCUGCAGCAGCAGCAGCAGUUGCUGCAGCAGCAGCAGCAGUUGCAGCAGGAACAACAACAGCUGCAGCAGGAGUAG